Prosopis cineraria is the source of this 2229-nucleotide messenger RNA. Its product is annotated as amino acid transporter AVT1C-like. The record is from RefSeq and is a predicted model, not a curated record. The transcript has 13 exons. Gene Ontology annotation, cellular component: plasma membrane. Lineage: Eukaryota; Viridiplantae; Streptophyta; Magnoliopsida; Fabales; Fabaceae. The coding region runs from base 319 to 1965 and encodes 548 amino acids.
UCAUCAAGCAGCUAAUAGAGAUAUACAUGCUUGGUCACGUUUAGUGUUCAGACUCCAAAAAGCUGUAUAAGAGCCUGAACCUUCAGCCAUAUAUAAUGCUAUCACGGAGAUAGAGAUAGAGACUGAGAGAGCAGAGAAAGCAGACCUGUGUCAUUAUUCUUUCCCGUGUGCUUAUUUUUUUCCUUUCCUUCUUCAGACUCCUCCAGAAUUUAGAGGGAAAAUUCGAAGUACGAAACAAAAGGGUGAAUAGCUGGAGAUAAGAGUAUCGCCGAAGCGUACGUAGAAUCAGGGGCUUCGACGAGAGCAUUGCGGAGGAAGAUGAUGAAUAACUCUGUUUCGGAUAACAGUUUUUACAUCGAAAGUGAUGAAGAGGAUGUGGAAAAGGAGCUGAACAAAGGAGAAGCUGAUGCUGAUGGCGAUGGGAACGAUUCAGAUUCUUCAAAUUUUUCAAAUGAAAACCAGCAGCCGAACAAACCCAGUUCAUAUAACGUUUCAUGGCCUCAGAGUUACAGGCAGUCAAUUGAUCUAUACAGUAGCGUACCAUCGCCAAAUAUCGGAUUUCUGGGCACACCUUCACUGUCCAGAUUAAGUAGUUCCUUUCUUUCUACAUCUUUAACAAGAAGGCACACUCCUGAAUCACUGUCUUCUGCAAAACCUCUGUUACAACCAACGGCAGAUGAGCCACAGAGACGAAGCUCUCAUACUUUGCUUCCUCCUUUUCCUUCUAGGAGGUCCAUGAUUAAGAAGGAUGCUGCCAAGGUUUCUCAUGAAGCUCCAAUUCCUUGCCAGUGCUCUUAUGGACAAGCUGUGCUUAAUGGCAUAAAUGUCCUGUGUGGUGUUGGAAUCCUUUCUACCCCUUAUGCUGCCAAAGAAGGUGGAUGGCUUGGGCUUUCUAUUUUAUUGAUUUUUGCAGUUCUUUCCUUUUAUACUGGGAUCCUUUUGCGUGCCUGCUUGGAUAGUGAACCAGGGCUUGAAACAUACCCUGACGUUGGCCAAGCUGCUUUUGGAACUACAGGACGUAUUGCCAUCUCAAUUAUAUUGUACGUGGAACUAUAUGCUUGUUGCAUAGAGUAUAUAAUUCUGGAGAGCGAUAAUUUGUCCUCUUUAUUUCCAAAUGCACACUUAAGUUUGGGUGGCAUUGAAUUGAAUUCACACAUUCUAUUUGCACUGUUGACCACCUUGGCUGUUCUUCCCACUGUUUGGCUCCGUGACCUAAGUAUUCUCAGUUACAUCUCAGCUGGAGGAGUUAUUGCAUCAGUUUUGGUGUCUCUCUGCUUGUUGUGGAUUGGGCUGGUAGAUGGAGUUGGCUUUGAGCACAAAGGGACGCCAUUGAAUCUUGCAACUCUCCCUGUUGCUUUGGGUGUCUAUGGUUACUGCUAUUCAGGACAUGCGGUGUUCCCAAAUAUCUAUACAUCAAUGGCAAAUCCAAAUCAAUUCCCUGCAGUUUUAUUAGCAUGCUUUGGUAUUUGUACCUUGUUGUACGCUGGAGUGGCUGUCAUGGGGUACACAAUGUUUGGAGAAGCAACACUUUCUCAGUUCACUCUAAACUUGCCUCCAGAUUUAGUGGCCACCAAGGUUGCUGUGUGGACAACGGUGGUCAAUCCAUUUACCAAAUAUGCAUUGACCAUAUCUCCAGUUGCAAUGAGUCUGGAGGAGUUGAUACCAUCAUCCAACUCUAAGUCUUACCUAUAUUCCAUUUUCAUCAGAACAGGACUGGUAGUUUCUACGCUUGUUGUUGGUCUUUCAGUUCCUUUCUUUGGUCUGGUAAUGUCGUUGAUUGGAUCUUUACUCACAAUGCUUGUUACCUUGAUUCUUCCCUGUGCUUGUUUCCUGAGAAUCUUACGUGGCAGGGUCUCGAGCCUCCAGGCAUCACUUUGCAUUGCAGUGAUCACGGUAGGAGUUGCAUCAUCUGCUUAUGGAUCGUACUCAGCUCUUACCAAGAUUAUAGAAAGCUUGAGACAAUGAAGUUCUUGUGGCUUCACAGCCCUGCACAAUCCUUAAUCUUAUUAUUAUUGAGCUUCUUCAUGUCUUGUUCCAUCCAUUUUCCCCCAGUUUUGUUUCCUUUGUCUGAGGCUCUCCUGCACCGUUACUGUGUUGCUGGUGGUUCUUUCUACUUUGCCACUGUGAGUUUAUCAUUGAGAGGAUUUUUUGUUUUGCUUUUUUUUUUUUUGGAACUAAAGCACACUGCUAUAUUUAUUUCAUUCUACAUAUUAAUAUUUGUUGCUAGUC